This is a messenger RNA of Coffea eugenioides, 1644 nucleotides long. RefSeq lists its product as uncharacterized. The transcript has a single exon. The record is from RefSeq and is a predicted model, not a curated record. NCBI's taxonomy places the organism in Eukaryota, Viridiplantae, Streptophyta, Magnoliopsida, Gentianales, Rubiaceae. Bases 1 to 1644 code for a protein of 547 amino acids.
AUGGCUAAGGCUUCUCAUUUUUGGAGAUUGCGAAAGUUAGUUGUGUAUCUUAAAAUCCAAAUGCUGGUGGUGUUUGAAAUGCAUAUUCACAUGUCAUUGGCUGAGGAGUUUCGGGUUAGAUUAAAUUUUGAUUUUGUUAUUUCUCACUCUAAUGGUUUGUUGUGGGUAUUCUAUAAUAAUCCAGUUGUGUGUUCAAUUGUGGGAGAGGGUGCUCAGUUUUUAUCUUUGUUUAUUCAACAUCCAUAUUUGGUAAGUCCGGUAUCCUUUACGACGGUACAUGCUGCUACCACUGUUGAGGAAAGAAAGGCUCUUUGGGCUGGUUUACUGCAAUACAAACUGUCGCAUGACCCUUGGCUGGUUUGUGGUGAUUUUAAUGUUGUCGUUGGGGAAGAGGAAAAGAAAGGGGGGAAACCAUUUACAGUUGUUGAAGCAGCUGAUUUUGUGGCUUUCAUGGGUUCCGCUGGUUUGGUUGAUGGAGGAUUCUCAGGUUCUAGCUUUACCUGGUGCAACAAUCACCAAGGAAGACCUAGAAUUUGGAAAUGCUUGGACCGUUUGUUGCUGAAUGUGGAGUGUUUUGAUGCUAGUUUGUCCUUCGGUGUUACUCAUUUGGGGCGACAUCCUUCCGAUCAUGCGCCAUUGUUAAUUUCUACUGCUACAAGGGUGGAUGGUAAACCCCGACCAUUUCACUUCAUCAACGCUUGGACUGAUCAUGAGGACUUUUUGGGAGUGGUGAAAGAGUCGUGGCAGCAAGAGUGCGUUAGGUCCCCAAUGCAGGUUCUUUGCUCUAAGUUACAGCGGCUGAAAAGACAUCUUCAACUGUGGAACAAGGAUCGCGUGGGAAAAUUUUCUGACAAUGUAAAAAAGGUGGAAGAAGAGCUUGGAAAGUUAGAAAGAUGUUUAGAGGAAGGGGGUUUUGAGGAUGCGCAUUUGGAGUUGCAACAGGUCCAAGUAGCUUUGAGACGGGCAUUAGCCAUGGAGGAGUCAUUGUGGAAGCAAAGAUCUAGGAUCAAAUGGCUGGCUUUAGGAGAUUGCAACACUAAGUUCUUUCACUCGGUGGUAAAGCAACGGCGUAUGCAAUCGGUAAUUCACCGUAUUAAGAAUUGUAAUGGUGAAUGGGUAAAUGAGGACGCGCUCAUUGGUGCAGAGGCGGUACGGUAUUUUUCUUCCUUAUUCUCAUUGGAGGAUACUCCUGCUAUGAUGGAUGUGCCUGAUGUCAUCCCUCGACUGGUAUCAUUAGAGGACGAUGUGCAGUUGGAGGCGGUUCCUCCCUUGGAGGAGGUGCGGCAGACUGUUUUUGAAAUGGAUGUUAAUAGUGCAGCAGGGCCUGACAGUUUCACUGGUAAACUUUUCUCCUUUGCCUGGGAGAUAGUUGGUGGUGAUGUAUAUAAUGAUGUACAAAGUUUCUUUUGUGGUGCUGAGCUUCUAAGGCGAAUUAUUGCUACCUCCAUAGUUUUGUUGUCCAAAGUUCAUCAGCAAAAGGAUUUCUCUCAGUUUCGCGCUAUCAGUUUAUGCAACUUUGUGAACAAGAUUUUUUCAAAGAUUCUAGCACGACGUUUAGCCCCUAUCUUACCUAAGAUUAUCUCGGUGAAUCAAAGUGGCUUUGUUCAGGGUCGUUCGAUUUCGAACAAUUACCUACUAGCUUAA